Molecule: messenger RNA, 1101 nt
Organism: Colletotrichum karsti
Lineage: Eukaryota; Fungi; Ascomycota; Sordariomycetes; Glomerellales; Glomerellaceae
Product: ATP10 protein
Exons: 2
Coding region: 1-1101 (366 amino acids)
Biological process (GO): mitochondrial proton-transporting ATP synthase complex assembly
Cellular component (GO): mitochondrial inner membrane
Source: RefSeq, a predicted model, not a curated record
AUGGCUCCGAUCGCCCCGUUGCGCACGAUGGCGCUGUCCAUGGGCCCCUCGAGAAGGGCGGCCUUGUCCUGCACCGUCUGCGCAGCAAGGCGGCACCUGAGCACCACUCGUCCACGGCUCGCCGAAAAGCCCCAAGCCCCGAACCCGGCCCCGGCCCCGGGCGCCGCCCCGGUAGAGCAACCAAAGCCCGAUCUGCCCGGGUCCGCCAUCCACGCACCGAGAGCAUACGGCAAGAAGGUCAAGGACUUCACGCCGGAGCCGUUGCCGCGGCCCAUCGGCAUGGCGCAUCCGCCGCACCCAGAGGACAACUCGGGCGUCGACAGGAGGUCGUUGCAGGAGAGGAGGGAUGACUUCGUCGACUAUGACAAGCACCUCGUUCGCAGGAAGGAGCUGAAGGAGAAGAUGGCCCGUCCGUACUUCCGCGACUGGCGCAACAUGCAGUUCCACGAGGGCAAAUCCUUCAUCGCGCCCCCCUUGCCGUUCAAGGGCAACAUGUCCCUCUUCUUCCCCAACUUCGUCGGCGACACCCUGCUGAAGGAGAGCGGCGCCAACCCGCGCGACACGACGCGGACGCUCCUCAACAAGGUGACGGUGGUGGCUAUGUACAGUAGCAAGUGGGCCGAGGACCAGACCAAGACGUUCGUGUCCCCCGAGGCGAACCCGGAUCUGCAUGAGCUCGUGGCCAAGAUGGACGGCAAGGCGCAGAUUGUCCAGCUCAACAUCGAGGACAACUCAUUCAAGGCGUGGAUCGUCAAGCUGUUCAUGAACAACCUGCGCAAGCAGACCCCCGAGCGCGACUGGGACAAGUACUUCCUGGUCCCCCGCGCCGUCACCAACGAGAUUAGCGAGUCCAUCGGAUACUUGAACAGCAAGGUCGGCUACGUGUAUCUCGUGGACAACCUCUGCAGGAUACGCUGGGCGGCGAGCGGUCCUAGCCAACCGGACGAGAGGGAUAGCUUGGUGAAGGGAAUGAAGCUGCUCUUUGCCGAGUGGGAGAAGAUGGAGAAGGCGUCGGAAGUGGCGAAGCUGGCUGCCAGGGCUGCCGAGGGGGAGAAGACAGUGAAGAAGAAGAAGAAGUCCACAUACAGAUUUCAAACAUAA